GUUCUUAUUCUGGCGGUGAUUUCGGAGGAGUGAAUAAUGUAGUAUUUUAGAAAAACCGACACAUGGAUGUUGGCUCUAAGUGGCCUUGUGCCGUAUGUACGUAUGACAAUUGGCCAGCAGCAUUUAAGUGUACUUUGUGUGGUACACCAAGAAGCUCAACCCUUAUCGAAGAUGAAAUGCAACUUUUACAUUUGUCGUCUAAAGAUUCUGGAAAAAUUAACGAGUCUUGUGCCGAGGCUGUUUUCGAUUCUACGCAACUGAUAAAGUGCCAGUCAUGUACUUAUCUUAAUCAACGACAAAACUUUAAGUGUGAACAGUGUUUCCAGGUUCUCUGUGAUUCACCAGUUUUAGAUGUUGAAGUUUCCAAACAAGCUUCUUCAACAUGGUUAUCUUCUCCUACUACAACAUCUUUAUCACCAUCCGGUAAAUGGACAUGUAUUGAAUGUACAUAUGAAAACUGGCCUAAAAGUAAGCACUGUGUAAUGUGCUUCUCAUCUCCACCACAACCAAUAUGUGUAGUUGAUUGUGAAGAUACUGAGAGCAAAAAUAGUAAUUCAACAUGUGUUUCAUCUAAUUCAUCCAGUUUAAAUUGUAAUCGGCGCCCAAAAUCAAAUAUUUCAAAUAAUACACCAUUAACUUCUCGUGAUCGUUUAUGGCUGUCAGCAUGUGUUGCUGUGGUAAACGGUGAUGUAGCACCAAUUGAGCGUUACAUACUUGGUAAUGGUAGAAUAGAACGAAAACUAACAAAACAUGAGUGCCGCUAUUUGAAUUCGUAUAUGCAAUCAACUACCACUUGUGAUAUAUCGACAACUUUUUCAUAUAUUGAUCAUUAUCCAAAACGAUUUGAUGAUACAAAUUUGAGUCAGCUACCCGGCAGCAGCUGCUAUUCUCAUAAAACAACUAUUCCGAGUUGCGAUAGUGGAAUUGUUUACAGUAAUCUGGACUACACAUUGUCUCCUGGAUAUAAAUUUCGAUCUGGCUGGACAUUGGUGGAUCUAGCACUUCGAUUCUGUCGUACGGAUUUAAUCAACUUAUUUAUUGCUUUAAUUGGCCUACAAGCUACUAGUAGCGCUAUAUCUGUUGGUUCUGGAUCGAAGCAUUCCACACUACCUAUGAAUUCGUCGAGUACCGCCUCGGUCAUUACUUCAUCGAAUAGUACUACCAUUGCAACGAACGUCUCAAUGUCCGUUACAACUUCAAAUACUUUUUCUCUUUCAAGCAAUAAUCUUCGUAACUCCACAUUGAAUCCUUCAUUUCAAGAUACUCAGCAAACUCACAGUAGAAACAUUCAAGUAAAUCGUAAAUUAAGCAGUCCACUGACAGGAAAUCAAAUACAUCCCUCACUUCAAUUAAUUUUGAAUCGAACACCAGGUAAUAUAAAUAAGACUCAAGUCACUAGAAGUAAGUGGAUGCCGUGUCAAGCUAGCCCUCAUAUUGCUGGCGAAUUACGAGAUCUAUUAGCAAAAACGGUAAAACACUGUAAAGGAGACUUUCCAUGCGCUUAUUUUUCUGAAUGGGGAACUUUUGCUUUGCCUUAUUCAAUUACAAAAUUCCCUUCUCCAGUAAAACAAUUGCUCUUGUCGGAAUUAUGCGAUAUGCAAGCUCAAUCAGAGUUGGAAGAUGAGGCUAAAGCAAUCAAUUGGUGGUUUAUCCCUGGACAAAAGCAAUCGAGUCGUCUAUUUGCCUUGUGGAAUCGAACAGCAGGUGAUUGUCUGCUAGAUAGCGUCUUACAGGCUUGUUGGGGAGUAUUUGACAGAGAAAAUUGUUUACGUCGCACACUUGCUGAAAGUCUUCAAAAUUGUGAGGCAAAUUUUUAUCCACGCUGGCGCGACUAUGAAGCAUUACAAGCUGCAUGUCAUUAUAUCUUAGAUGAAGAUCAAUGCCAAAGGGAUUGGGAAAAUGUACUUACAGCGGCAUGUCAACCACGUGAAGCUUUAGAACAAAUCCAUAUAUUUGCUUUAAGUCAUGUCCUUCGCCGACCAAUUAUUGUCUAUGGUGUAAAGUACAUAAAAAAUUAUCGCGGUGAACCAAUAGGGAUAGCUAAUUUUCAAGGUAUUUAUCUUCCACUUCUCUGGGAAAAAUGCUCUUGUUCUCGGAAUCCCAUUGUUUUGGGCUUUACGCGAGGUCAUUUUACUGCACUUGUACCCAUUGAACCGUGUCCCUUAUCCUCGAGUGGUGUAUGCAGUGAAUCAACUGCAGAUACCAACCAAACAACUGGAGUUACCUUUUCACCGUAUGCUUCUCCUCGUACAUCUUCACGUAGACAUAGUCCUACACCUCUGGAUGAAACAAGUAAUUAUACUCAAGUGCCACUCACUACUGUUCCUCCAUCGACAUCUCUUUCAGAAACGCAACUAGUUUCUUCAACAGAGUCAUCGUUAACCAGCUGUGGAACAACCUUACCUGGUGCAAUAUCUCAACAAAAUGCUUUCGUAUAUCUUCCGCUCGUUGACAGACAAGGAGUUUUGUUACCAAUACAUUUUACUACAGAAAAAGAGGUAAAAAAAGUUCUUGAUUCCACUCCGAAGAAUAAGGAUAACCAUUGCGAAGCAAUUAUGUUGGGUUAUUCUUAAACAACCAUUUUUUCUUUACUUAUAAUCUCUUUGUAAUAAUGUAUCAGUAAAAGUUGGAUUUAACUGAUUGAUUGUAUUGAACGUUAACUAACUAUAUAUUUACACUAAGGAUCUAUGUAGCUGUAUUAGAUCUUAUGAUAGAUACAUAUAUUAUUUGGGUUCAGUCGCACGUCACCUAUCGUCCAUUGUUUGGUUUCUCAGCUCUGUCUAUAGCUCGUAUAAAGUUAAUACUGAGUUUUGUCUAAAGCAUAUCCAAUGAAGUAAAGUUUAUGAAUUUGUUCAUAUUGACAGUCGACUUCAGCUAACAAUUAUGAAAGCUGAGUUAAGCAGAAAACUUAUACAGAAAGCCUUGUAUAGCUAGUGGGUCGAGUCGCUCGUAUUUUUACCAGUCGUCAUAUCACCAGGUCAACAUCUAAGUAUUUACAACUUCUGCCUGUUGUAAUGUAAACUAGUCUUAGUAAGGUGCUAUUUGUUGUAACCCAACGCAUCUAUACUUUGGAUACAAUUGUAGAUUUCAAAAUACAGUCUGGAUACCCUUUACUAAAUGAGUAUCCGUUAAUUUUUAGGAAUCGGUCUAGAAGUUCAGUAACACAUAAAUCCUAUCAUUAUUCCAUCCCAAAGAAAAGUCCUCAUCAAAGUACACAUCAACCAGCAUAAUUUUGAAACAUAGAGCGAAAUCACCAUUACAGGAACAAAGUUCAUUAUUUCACAUGGUCUAUUUUGAUGAAAAUGACUGACCUAUAAGUAAAUCAGGGCAGCAAACGUUUUUACCUUUUUAUACUUUGCCGUAAAAUUUUUAACAGUCAUGCGAUGCAAUGAGAAUUGGCAAAGAAAGCAACUUUUCUGUAUUUUCACCGUCAUUGUCCAGGAACUACCAAAUGCAGUUCUUGGCCGAUUACAUAAACUUGUAUUUGGUAAAUAACUUGCAUUUUUAAAAUGAGAUUAUUAUUAUUAUUAUUAUUACAGGCUAAAAUGUCUCAUACACUUCUUCAAGAAUGGUUAGAUGUGGUAUGUACAAGACGGGGGCUACCGCUUGCCCGAUUGCGCUUACAUUCAAAACACGUACUUGUUGAUAACAUGGUAGAAGAAUGGCUAGAUUCCUAUCGUUCGUUAGCUAAAUUAUCUACUAAUAGUAAUCCUAUUACAUCAACUGCACCAUCUAAUAUCAAUAACAUCAACACUACUAUUUCUUCUAUUACUGGCUCUACAAAUAUUCAGCAUACUCAUCUCGUCAGUGAACAUUCAUCAUCAUCGAAUUCCAUAUCAUCUGAUACAGAUCAAGUUGAGUAUACAUCAAAAUCAACAUCAUCAUCUUCAGAUGCACUACGCAGCUCUAGUCCCUAAUCUUAUUAUAAAUCCAUAUGUUACUGAUAAUUUAUUUGUUGUGGAGUUUAUAUACAAAGAAAAUAUCAACCAACUACUUACUUUUUAAUAUAUUAUGGCUGUGAUAUAUUUUAUUCCCUUGUUUUUCCUUCGUUAAGAAAAGGUUGUCCACUUCCUUACUAUAUUCCACUUCUUACAGUUCUUUCUAGAUAUUCUUUUUUAGUGGGCCCCUUUCUAUUCCUAAUGUGUAUUUUUUUGUUCAUUUAUUGUUAGUAUUCACCAGAUAUAUUUACCCUUCAAUUACUAUAGACAUAAUAAACAUGUUUGUAAUAAAGAACAUGAAAUUAUUUUAGUUUUUCUCUUCUUUUUAAUCUCAAUUUUCAAUAUAUAUAUAUAUAUAUAUAUAUAUAUGUAUAUUAAACAAAAACCGAUUACGCACACAUGUAUAAGUAGAGUUUAUGAAUUACAAAAGAUUUGAUGAAAUCAUUCUUAUAUUUUCUGUAUAAUCUAAAUAUUCUCCAUUCACUUAUCAAUUUUUUCUUUUGUGUAUGUGUGUGUAUAUCUGUUCUGGUUGCGGGUAUUUUGAAAGUUUUUAUUUUAUUUAGAGAUUGUUAUUGUUUAGUAUCCUUCGUCUUAUUAUUAUUAUCCUCCUUUAAUAUUCAUCGGUAAUCUUCUUCUAUAGUUUUAGUAUUAUUAUUAUCUAUUCAGUGAAUUAAUUUCUCAUUUUGUUGUAGCAAUUGUGUAAAAGUUGAAUGAAAACUAUUUUCCAUUUAGAAGUCAUAAUGUUUUUCUAUUAGCGUAUUUUUUAUUAAAAAAAAGUGUUGGCUAUUUUUCCCAUCUUGGUUGCUAAUUUGACAGCAAAUAAAAAUACACAUACAAACAUAGAAUAAUUUACCAUUAUUUUUAUUAUUUACACGAAUUUCACAAAGAUUACUAUUCUUAUCACAAUAAGAUGAUUGUUUUUACUGUUAAUUAAACAUGAGAAAUAAAUAGUAAACUAGAAUAUUUCUUGUAGAUGCUAUGUACUGUUCAUUGCUAUCUGUGAUAGAUGUUACAAUAUAUGAAAGAGUUUACAAUGCUGCUCUCAUUGCCACAGGCAUAUACCCAUUGCAAGCAUAUUGAAAUAAUCUACAAGUCUUCAUAAACCUCAAGAAUUAUCUGAAGAUCAUAUAUGGCCUAUGAUUACUAACAAUUUAUUUAUUGGAAAUCAAACUGUCUAUUAGCACUUAACCAACAUAAAAACAAUGGGUGGGUUGGGCACGUGAUAAAUUAGCCAGGAAACUUAAACAAAGAAACAGUUUUUCACUCUUAAAACUUCCAGUGUAGAUAUUUUAUGAAGCUAACUUAUGUUGCCUUCAUUAAAAAAAGUUUUUAUGAUUUUGUUUAUGGGUUUAGUCACAAAUUGUUAUGGUUUUUUAUUAUCAUUAUCCGUCUGAAGUUUGUUGUCAAUUCUGUACUUUAGUUGCAUUACAUAUGAAUGAAUUUCAACCAUU
Molecule: messenger RNA, 5389 nt
Organism: Schistosoma rodhaini
Lineage: Eukaryota; Metazoa; Platyhelminthes; Trematoda; Strigeidida; Schistosomatidae
Source: the annotation of a GenBank genome assembly